This is a messenger RNA of Ornithorhynchus anatinus (platypus), 2505 nucleotides long. RefSeq names its product cohesin subunit SA-2-like. Gene Ontology annotation, molecular function: chromatin binding. Gene Ontology annotation, cellular component: nucleus; chromatin; cohesin complex. Gene Ontology annotation, biological process: sister chromatid cohesion. The transcript is spliced from 18 exons. The record is from RefSeq and is a predicted model, not a curated record. NCBI's taxonomy places the organism in Eukaryota, Metazoa, Chordata, Mammalia, Monotremata, Ornithorhynchidae. Bases 1 to 2208 code for a protein of 735 amino acids.
AUGGACACCGUCAUCUCCUUGCUCACGGGCCUGACGGACUCCAUGGUGAGGGCAGUAAGACACACUAGCACUUUGGCUGCCAUGAAGCUCCUGACGGCUCUCGUGAACGUGAUCUCGAACCUCGACGUCAGCCAGCGCAACGCCCAGAGGCUUUACGAGGCGGAAGAGAAGCGACUGACGGGGAGGGAGGCCGGCUGCCCUCUACGCCAGCUCGACCGAAGGAAGAAGGAGGUCAGCCCCCUCUCCUCGGGGCUUAAACGGCGGUCCGACAGAAGGGGCCGCUCCGGCUUAUCCGGGGGCCUUCUCCUUUCCCUCUUUAUGAUGCUCGGGAAGCGCUCACCCCGGGUCGGGCGCUGUCUUGGAGCGGAGACCUGUGGAAAUCGAGAACAUGGUGCACGCGCUUUUCCGAGGGACUUUCCUGUGGCGCUACAGAGACGUCAUCCCGAGAUCCGAGCCAUCUGCGUGGAGGAGAUGGGCGGCUGGCUAAGGAUGCACCCUACUAUGUUUUUAAACGACAGCUACCUGAAAUACGUCGGCUGGAUGCUCUAUGAUAAGCAGCCGGAGGUGCGGCUGAAGUGUCUCCUGGGCCUGAAAGGACUCUAUGACCGGAAGGAUCUCGCUUUCAAAAUGGACCUUUUCUCCUCCCGGUUCAAGGAGCGCGUCGUGUCCAUGACUCUGGAUAAGGACUGCAGGGUCGCCGUGGAAGCCGUGAAGCUCCUGAUGCUCAUGUCACGGAACCGUGAGGACGCGCUGUCGUCGGCCGACCGCGACGCCCUGUGCCGGCUGGUUUACGCGGUCCACAGGCCGCUGGCGGUGGCCGCCGGGGAGUUUCUGCACAAAAGGCUCCUCGAUUCCGCACCUAGCCAAGGGGAACGUGUCUCGGCGAAGGGAGGGAGGUCCGGCGUCGGCCGUCUGAAGUGGCUUCUUGCGUUCUUUCUGGAGGGAGAGAUGCACAGCCACGUCACCUACUUGGUGGACAGCCUGUGGGACUGGGCGGCGGACCUGCUGAAAGACUGGGAGUGCAUGACGGCCCUCUUACUGGGCGACGUCGGGGACGAGGAAGCCGCCCUCACCCCCGCCCAGGAGACGGCCCUGGUGGAGAUGGUCGCCGUGACCGUGCGCCAGGCGGCGGAGGGCCGCCCUCCCGCGGGGCGGGCGGCCGCCCGCAAGGUCCUCUCGGCGAAGGAGAGGAGAGUCCGGCUGGAGGACCGCGCGAGGAUCACGGCGCACUUCUCAGCCACGCUGCCCCGACUGCUGGACAAGUUCUCCGACGACGCGGGGAAAGCGGCCGACCUCUUGCGGAUCCUCCGCUACUUCGACCGGGACGCGUACGGGGGUGGAGACGCGGAGAAGCACGGGAGCGAGCUGGUGCGGCUGGUGACGGAGCUGGUGCUGAGACACCGGGACCCCGGGGUCCUGGAGGCCUGCGCCGUGGCCUUCGCCGUCCUCUGCGGCCUCGAGCCGAGCGGGCCCGGCGGGGCGGCCCCGGCCCGCGCCCGGCUGAUGGACCGGUUGGGCGCCCGCCUCGCCCGGCUGCUGGAGGAUUCCCUCGGCGAGGGAGAAGGCCUCCGUGCGGACGAAGAAGGCGUCGCCCAGAUCUCCGCCACUCUGCAAAGAAUAAGCGCGUUUUACAGCACUCACGACCUGAGCGGCCGGAACGUGAGCGGCGAGACGGAGCGGCUGCUCGCCGUCGGCGCGGAGCACGGGAGCCUCCCCGUUCAGAUCGCCCUCCCCGCCCUCCAGUGCGGCUACUUCGGCCUCCUGUGGCAGCUGGCUUCGGCCGCCGAGGGGCCGCUCUCCGAGGAUGACACGGAGGAGUUGAAGAGUCGGGUGAGGCGUUUCUGUCGGGUGUGCAGACCCUACCUCGGUCGCCCGGAGGAGGAUCUGAGCGAAAAGGCCUUCGCCCUCCUCUGCGACCUGCUGUUCGCCUCGAGUCGCCGGGGCCGGAGAGACGGCGGAGGCGCCGGCGGCCCGUUCCUGCCCCCGGACCCGGAGCUGCGGUCGGCGAUCCUCGGAUUCGUCCGGCGUCGGGUGUUGGCGGAGGAGACGGACGGGGCCUCGGGUAAAAGGGACUCGUCCGCCGGCCCCUUCCCGCCCGGAAGGGCUCCCCUCCCUCCUCUGCGCCUCCGCGGGGGAGAAGCGGGCAGGUUUACGGACCGAGGCUCUCGGUCUCGGAGCUCAAAGGUGCCCCGCGCCUCGGGCUCUUAAGGGGAAGAUGCCCGUCGGAGCGAGCGUGACGUCGGCUCUGGCGCUCCCGGCCAGGGCGGGCGAAGGAGAUCGACGGAAGGUGCCUCUUCUGGGUUGGCGGGUCCUCUCUCUCCCCGGGGGAUAAGUAAGAGGGAGCGAGGUCGGAGAGAAAAGCGGGGGCGGCUUUAAAGUUCCGGUCGGGAGGCCCAGGGGAUUCGCCCGGUCGCAUUCACGGAGCGCUCACCGUGGCGCGGGGCCGGCGGUCGAUCGAUCGGGGGCGGGGUCUCGCACGGGGCGAGCGAAACGGGCCCGGGACGC